AAACACACUCCCGAGUCACUUAGCCAGCAAAGUAUGGCUAUGAAGAACCAGAAAACAUGCUUCGUCACCGUCGGCGCAACAGCAUCCUUCAGUGGGCUGGUGAAGGGCGUCUUAGCACCUGAUUUCUUGCGAGCGCUGGAGCAGCAAGAGUAUACAGAUCUGCUAAUACAGUUCGGUCAAGAUGGACGAGAGGUCUUCAAUGAGCACAUCACUGCAGCUAAGAACAGCGAAAGCGGAAGCGUUCUCAACAUAACAGGAUUUGCGUUGGACAAAGCAGGACUUGGAAGAUACAUGAGACAGGCGAAGGGGUUGGCAGCAAGAGAGGGAGUUGUGAUCAGCCAUGCUGGAUCUGGAACGAUUCUUGACGCUCUGCGUAUCUCGGUCCCGUUGGUUGUCGUACCGAAUGAAGAACUUCUAAACAACCACCAGGUUGAACUCGCAGAGGCUCUAGCAGAGCAAGAAUAUGUUGUGCAUGGGAAGUUGGACAAGCUAGCACAGGUGCUGGAAGACGCAGAACAGCUUCGAGCAAGGCACAAAGCAUGGCCCCCAUCCAAUGCUGGUUACAUGAGGCAGCCAAAGGGUCUGAAAGGCGUGGUGGAUGACGAGAUGGGGUUUUUGGACUGAUUGGAAAGACUGUAAAGAUAUUGUGCAACAGCAAAAAUGCCUCAACACUGCACUUGAG
Messenger RNA from Pseudocercospora fijiensis CIRAD86, 682 nucleotides. Its product is annotated as glycosyltransferase family 1 protein. The coding region runs from base 34 to 624 and encodes 196 amino acids. The transcript is spliced from 2 exons. Gene Ontology annotation, biological process: dolichol-linked oligosaccharide biosynthetic process. Gene Ontology annotation, cellular component: UDP-N-acetylglucosamine transferase complex; extrinsic component of endoplasmic reticulum membrane. Gene Ontology annotation, molecular function: hexosyltransferase activity. The record is from RefSeq and is a predicted model, not a curated record. Lineage: Eukaryota; Fungi; Ascomycota; Dothideomycetes; Mycosphaerellales; Mycosphaerellaceae.